AUGGCCACCGCCGCCACCACCGAGGAGAGCGCUCCGGUCCCGGCCACCGCAGCACCCCAGCAGCCUGACUUGGAAAGUAGCGUAGAACCCGGCUCAGCAGCGAGGCCUGAGCCCAGCGAGGCCCAGCGUCACAGAGAGGAAAAAGAGGAUGAGGAAGAGGAGGAAGGGGGGCCGGGGCAGGAGAACGCAAGAGGGCAGAGUUUGGACCCGGAGUGGGUGGAGGAGAGGUUCAGGAUCGACAGGAAGAAGCUGGAGAACAUGCUGUAUGCUCCAAAGCACGGAGACGGUGAGACAGGAGAGGAGUUUUUCGAGAGAGUGAUGAGAGAAACUGACACUCAGGUGAAAUGGCCGUCCAAGCUAAAAAUUGGAGCCAAGUCAAAGAAAGAUCCACAUGUGAAGGUGGAGGGGAAGAGAGCCAAUGUUUUAGAAGCCAAAAAGAAGAUACUAGAAGUGCUGGAAACCAGGGUGAACAAGGUGACUCUGAAGAUGGAUGUGGCCUAUACAGAGCACUCCCACGUGAUUGGGAAAGGUGGUGGAAACAUCAAAAAGGUGAUGGAGGUCACAUCAUGUCACAUCCAUUUCCCGGACUCCAACCGCCACAACGCGACUGGAGAGAAAAGCAACCAGGUCUCCAUUGCUGGGCCCAUCGAGGGAGUGGAGGAAGCCAGGAGGAGGAUAAGAGACCUGCAGCCAUUGUCCUUGACCUUUGACCUCCCGGUCAGCCUGGUGCCCCAGACUCUGCCAGAUGCAGGCUCCCCACUCAUCCAGCAGGUAGUGCAGACGUUGGGGGUCAAUGUGACCUUUAGGGCCGUGCCACCUCAUCCUCAGGCACAGCCCGCCUUCUAUGAGAGCUGCUGCACUGUCUGGGGCCUGCAGGGUAACGCAGCUGCUGUCAAGAAGGCAACCUGCAUCCUGAUGGACCUGCUGCUGGGGUCGGAGGUCACAGGCAGUAUGGUGAGCAGUCAGCUGGAUGUCACUUCCCAGCAACAUCUCUUCCUGCUGGGGCAGAACGGAGCUCACUUCCUGAGCGUCAUGCAUCAGACCCAGACUCAGAUCAUCCUACCAGACCUCAGUGCUCCCCAGAGCCCUCCAUCACUGCUCAUCCAGGGCAGCCCUGAUGGAGUGUGUCUGGCUCGGCAGCAGCUCAUGGACUGCCUGCCUGUGUGUUUGAUGUUUGACAUGCGUGAGGACGGGGAGGCAGAUCCUUGUAAAAUGGCUCAGAUGAUGCAAAACCUGGGAGUCUUCAUCAGUGUCAAGCCCAAAGUGAAACAAACCAGCAAGUCAGUGGUGGUGAAAGGUCUCGAAAGGAACAUCUCCUGUCUUUAUGAGGCCCGGCGUCUGCUCCUGGGCUUGGAUUCCUGCGAGACUGCUAAGGUAACAGAGAUGACCCCUGACCCCAUGUUAGCUGGCAGCGGGCUGACCAACUAUUGGCUGAACAUGUUGCUUCAGCAGCUUCGUCUCUCUGAGCAGGGCUCUGUUCCUGCUCCCACCCCGGAGGCGCUAAGUGGUUCAAAGCCCCGCCCCUCCCCUCCACCAGGUCUCACCCCUCCUGCUGACGAGGGGAGGACAGGACUGAAAGGAACAGACAGCCGGCCACUGGAGAAGAUCCUAGAAAAUGAGGACAUGUCUGGCCAAUCAGAGGAUGAGAGCCCUGCGGUCGUGGUGGUGUCAUCAUCUGAGAAGUGUGAUGCAGUCAGCAGUAUCAGCAGGGUGGGAUUGAUGGACCGGAGGGGGAGUCUCCAGGGUCCUGAGAUUACCAAGGUUUUUGUUCAGGGCAGACGCCAUUCAACGGGGCAGGCGCUAACAUACAGACUGCUGAAUGCAGAGAUGGAGGGAGGGAGGAGUGAGCGGAGGAACAGCCUGAGGAGGGACGUGACACUGGCUCAGGAUGUUCGCGCUGAAUCAUCCAAGGCUAAGGAUUAUGACUAUGAGAAGAAGAAACUGCUGGCAACCAGAGCUAUGCAGAGGAAGCCUGUGGUCACAGAGGUCCGGACGCCCACAGACACCUGGAGUGGCCUUGGCUUCUCCAAGUCCAUGCCAGCCGAGGCCGUCAAAGAGCUGCGCAACAUCAGCCGACGCAGCUACAAACCCUACCUGAGCACCAUCAAUAGCCAGCAUCAGUCAUGUGCUGCUCAGACGGGGAAGGUGUAUAACGGGAGUGACUCGGAGAACUGGAGGGACAGACGUGGAUCUUCCUCCAUGCCCAUCUCCUCCUCCUCCUCCUCCUCCUCUUCCUCCUCCUCCCCCUCCUCACCCCCAUCCACCUUCUCCUCAUCCACCUCCUCCUUCCCUGCAUUUGCAUCCUCAGUGAACAGGAGCAGAGACGACAAACCGCCGGACGGCUUCCCAAGCAGCUACUUUGAAGGUGUGUGCUCGUCAAGGAGGGCGUCAACCUGCAGCCAGCGGAGCCCCUCCCCUCAGUUGACAGAUGACCUGCCUGAGCUGCUCAGCCAACUUGGCCUUCUUAAAUACAUCGAUGUGUUUGAACAACAAGAGAUUGACUACCAGACAUUCCUCACUCUGUCUGAUGAAGAUCUGAAGGAAGUGGGUGUCUCCACCUUUGGAGCCAGACGCAAGAUGUUACUGGCAAUUUCAGACCUGAAUAAGAGCAAGAGGAGGCUCUCAGAUACGCCCGCAGUGAAGUCUGGCUACCUGGAGGGCGGCGCUAGUGGUCGACUACCACGAAUCAGGGAUCUCGAAGUUGCUGCUCAGAGUAAUCGCUGGUGAGAGGAGGCCAGCUCUGAGCUCCAUCUGAUCGAUGUGGGACUAUUCAGCCUCUGAAAAAGUACAGCGCAGAGGUCAAACCUGCUUGUUAUUUACCGUGAAACCAUGGAUAAGUGUGAAGUUGGCCUGAAGAGCAGCAAACAUUUGAAUCCAGUGCCUUUAAUCUACAGCCAUACCCCAAAGCUUUUUAUACAAAAUCAAGACAAGGAGGUCUUCCCUUCCAAACCUCUGAUCCUCCAAGAAACACAGUGUAUAAAACACAAAUGAACACGAGAUAUUGACCCUUUGUGGUGUCUUUUAUCAUCAUAAAGUGCCUUUCUUAUGCAAACUCACUCCUAUGCUUUGAUCAU
Messenger RNA from Chelmon rostratus (copperband butterflyfish), 3074 nucleotides. It is a transcript of the gene bicc2, whose product is annotated as bicaudal C homolog 2. Gene Ontology annotation, cellular component: cytoplasm. The record is from RefSeq and is a predicted model, not a curated record. NCBI's taxonomy places the organism in Eukaryota, Metazoa, Chordata, Actinopteri, Chaetodontiformes, Chaetodontidae. The transcript is spliced from 19 exons. Gene Ontology annotation, molecular function: protein binding; RNA binding. Bases 1 to 2727 code for a protein of 908 amino acids.